Messenger RNA from Brenthis ino (lesser marbled fritillary), 825 nucleotides. The record is from the annotation of a GenBank genome assembly. Lineage: Eukaryota; Metazoa; Arthropoda; Insecta; Lepidoptera; Nymphalidae.
AUGUCAAAACGAAAAAGGGACCCGACCUUUACCAUUAGCGAAAAAGAGGCUCUACUUGAUUUAAUAAAGACACAUUUUUCAAUUGUGGAGUCCAAGAAAACAGAUGCCGUGAGCAUGAAGUCCAAAACAGAAGAGUGGCGUAAAAUCGCCACAGAAUUUAACGCCAUCUCCGGUAUAUAUCCCAGAGACUGGACAGUUUUAAAAAACUGCUGGGAAAAUUUAAAGAAAAAGGCAAAGCAUGAACAGACUUUGCGAAAUCAACAUUAUUUAGGAACAGGAGGAGGACCUCCAAAAAAAGAUAUUGAAGACCCUAUUGUAAACCGAGUGCUUGAGCUCAUCCAGGCCAGAGUGUCUGGAUUUGUCAACUGCUUUGACUCGGAUGGCACUCAAAUUUUAGCCGGUAGUGCACCUGAAAUUGAGAAAAAAUUAAAUGAUGACAAGAAAGCAGACCAAUUGGAAGUGGUGUUGGAAAAGUUGGAAAAUGGAUUGGUCUCAAUAUACUCCAAGUAUGCUGAAAGAAAAAAAAAUCCAGGUUUGAGGAAAACGCCAAGCCCUGAUGUGCAACAACAGCAUUCUCAAGUGUGCCAUGCUCUUAGCACUCCGCCAAGGGUCCAAACACCAAGUGUGGCAGCAUUAGCUGCAACAACAAGUCGCAGAAGGGCAUUGUUUAAAGAAACAUCAGGAACCCCUGACUUAAUAAAAGGAAGGAUAAAGACCUUAUUAAAGGCCAAUGUUCAUGCUGAUGAGGAGCAUGAAAUGAAAAUAAAAAUUUUGAGAAUACAGGAAGAAAAAGAAAAAGAGAUUUUAAAACUAAGCAGGAGGAAA